This is a messenger RNA of Lachancea thermotolerans CBS 6340, 6480 nucleotides long. It is a transcript of the gene GLT1, whose product is annotated as glutamate synthase (NADH). The transcript has a single exon. Gene Ontology annotation, molecular function: iron-sulfur cluster binding; FMN binding; glutamate synthase (NADH) activity. Lineage: Eukaryota; Fungi; Ascomycota; Saccharomycetes; Saccharomycetales; Saccharomycetaceae. Bases 1 to 6480 code for a protein of 2159 amino acids. The record is from RefSeq and is a predicted model, not a curated record.
AUGCUGCGCUCGGACGAGUUUGAUCCGCUGCAAGAGGCAUAUGAUGGAGGCAUGCCCCUAGACACAAGGCGUAUGCACAGUGACGAUAGCGACAUCAACGGGUUUGGUGCUUCUUCUAAAGAUUCACAGUUCUGGGCAGAUGCCAUCCCCGGCAAGCAGGGGCUUUAUGACCCUGAAUACGAGCGCGAUGCGUGUGGUGUGGGUUUCGUGGCCAACAUUAAAGGUGCGCAAUCUCACAAAAUCGUCUCUGAUGCCCGCUACUUGCUUUGCAAUAUGACACACAGAGGUGCCGUGUCCUCCGGUGGAAAUGGUGACGGAGCUGGUAUCCUCGUAGGCAUCCCACACGAGUUCAUGAAGCGUGAAUUCAGGCUCGACAGCGGCAUCGAAAUACCCGCCGCUGGUCAGUACGCUACCGGUAACUUUUUUUUCAAGAAAGAUGCACCCGAGACCCUCGAAGCAUCCAAGCGCACUUUUGAGAGCCUUGCUGAGUCACUAGGGCUCUUGGUUCUUGGAUGGCGUUCUGUCCCAAGAGACUCUUCGAUUCUCGGCGCGGUCGCUUUGUCGAGAGAGCCAGCUAUUUUUCAGCCCCUUGUCGUACUACAAGAAGCUCACCACGAGCAACAGCCUAUCUCUGCUCAAGACUUCAGAGAGAAAUUCGAUGUCAAAUUCCAGACGCAGCUGUACAUCCUGCGGAAGCAAGCAUCAUCAGCUAUUGGCCUACAAAACUGGUUUUACGCGUGUUCGCUGAACCCUAGAACCAUCGUAUACAAGGGUCAGCUAACCCCAACCCAAGUGUACCAAUAUUAUCAUGAUCUAACUAAUGCACACUUUGAGUCCCAUAUGGCUUUGGUUCACUCGCGUUUUUCCACGAACACUUUUCCUUCUUGGGACAGAGCACAGCCUCUAAGAUGGAUUGCACACAACGGUGAAAUCAACACCCUGCGCGGCAACAAAAACUGGAUGCGUGCUCGUGAAGGUGUUAUGGCUUCUGAGACUUUUGGAGAGCAACUUGACAAGCUAUACCCAAUUAUCGAGGAAGGAGGCUCCGACUCUGCCGCUCUGGACAACGUGCUGGAACUUUUGGUUAUUAACGGUGCGUUGUCACUGCCAGAGGCUAUAAUGAUGAUGGUUCCUGAAGCUUACCACAAAGAUAUGGAUUCCAACUUAAAAGCAUGGUUCGAUUGGAGUGCGUGCUUAAUGGAGCCAUGGGAUGGUCCAGCACUGUUGACUUUUACUGACGGACGUUACUGUGGUGCUAUGCUAGACAGAAAUGGUCUAAGACCAUGCCGUUACUACAUCACCUCUGAUGACCGCGUCAUUUGCGCGUCCGAGGUUGGUGUGAUUCCUGUUGAUAACUCAUUGGUUGUUCAAAAAGGUAAGUUGAAGCCAGGCGACAUGUUGUUGGUGGACACCGACUUGGGGGAGAUGGUUGACACCAAAAAGUUGAAAUCCACUUUCUCGAAGAAGCGUGACUACAAGUCUUGGCUAUCAAAAUUAAUCAAGCUUGAGGAUCUGCUUGUGAAGACCCAAAAAUACAUCCCAGAUUCGUUCCUGAGCGACCGCCACGCAUCUCUGAAAGCUCAGCAGGAUCCUAGACUUCUGGCAAUGGGCUACACAUUCGAACAAGUUUCGAUGGUCCUGAUUCCUAUGGCUCUUGGAAGCAAGGAAGCAUUGGGCUCCAUGGGUAACGACGCUCCACUGGCUUGCUUGAAUGAAAAUCCAGUUUUGAUCUAUGACUAUUUCAGACAGCUGUUUGCGCAAGUUACAAACCCUCCUAUUGAUCCUAUUCGUGAAGCUAACGUGAUGUCGUUGGAAUGCUACGUUGGUCCACAAGGCAAUCUUUUGGAGGUUCAUCCUUCUCAGUGUGACAGGCUACUUCUCCAUUCUCCUAUCUUGCAAUGGAGAGAGUUUGAAGCUAUAAAGAAUAUAGAGAAAGCGCACCCAGCGUGGUCUGUUGCUGACAUUGACAUUACUUUUGAGAAGUCGCAAGGAUUGCUAGGCUACACUUCUACGAUUGAACGCAUUACGCACCAAGCUUCUGAGGCCAUUGAGCAAGGGAAGCGUAUUAUUAUGAUCUCUGACAGGAGAAUGGGCCCGGACCGGGUGCCGCUAUCGUCUCUAAUUGCAGUUGGUGCAAUUCAUCACCAUUUGAUUAGAAAUAAGCAACGUUCGCAGGUUGCGUUGAUAUUGGAAACUGGUGAAGCCAGAGAAGUUCACCACUUCUGUGUGCUUUUGGGCUACGGUUGUGAUGGUAUCUUCCCAUACCUGGCAAUGGAAACAUUGGUCAGAAUGAACCAAGAGGAUUUGGUUCGCAAUGUCGAAAACGACGAUAUCGAUAUCGACGACACAACGCUUUUGGAAAACUACAAGCAUGCCAUCGAUGGUGGUAUUUUGAAGGUUAUGUCUAAAAUGGGUAUUUCAACAUUGGCUUCUUAUAAGGGUGCUCAGAUCUUUGAGGCACUAGGUGUGGACAACACAGUCGUUGAUUUGUGUUUCGCUGGUACUGCCUCUCGUAUUCAGGGUGUGACUUUUGAGUACAUUGCGCAGGAUGCGUUCUCCAUGCACGAGCGUGGAUUCCCAAGCAGAUUCACCAUUAGUAAAUCUGUCAACUUGCCUGAAAGCGGUGAAUACCACUGGAGAGACGGCGGUGCAAAACACAUAAAUGACCCUACGGCAAUUGCCUCAUUGCAGGACUCCGUCAGAAACAAGAAUUCAAACGCUUGGGAAAUGUACGUGAAGAAAGAGAUGGAAUCUAUCAGAGACUGUACCUUAAGAGGUCUGUUAGAGCUUGACUUCGAAAACUCAGAGAGUAUCCCUCUAGAGCAAGUUGAACCCUGGACCGAGAUCGCUAGAAGGUUUGCUACUGGUGCUAUGUCUUACGGUUCGAUCUCUAUGGAAGCGCAUUCUACGCUUGCCGUUGCCAUGAACAGACUAGGUGCUAAAUCCAAUUGUGGUGAAGGUGGUGAAGACGCCGAACGCUCUAUCGUUCAUUCGAAUGGUGACACUAUGAGAUCAGCUAUUAAGCAAGUGGCCUCCGCUAGAUUUGGUGUAACAUCCCACUACUUGUCUGAUGCGGAUGAAAUUCAAAUCAAAAUUGCUCAAGGUGCCAAGCCUGGUGAGGGUGGUGAACUACCAGCUCACAAGGUUUCUCCAGACAUUGCUAAGACAAGACACUCAACACCUUACGUUGGGUUGAUUUCUCCCCCACCUCAUCACGAUAUUUACUCUAUCGAGGAUUUGAAACAGCUGAUUUAUGACUUGAAAUGCUCUAACCCAAGAGCAGGAAUUUCUGUCAAGCUUGUUUCUGAGGUUGGUGUUGGUAUCGUCGCUUCAGGUGUUGCCAAGGCCAAGGCAGACCACAUUUUGGUUUCAGGACACGACGGUGGUACUGGUGCCUCUAGAUGGACUGGUAUCAAAUACGCUGGUCUACCAUGGGAGUUGGGUCUAGCCGAGACUCACCAAACCUUAGUAUUGAAUGACUUGAGACGCAAUGUUGUGGUUCAGACGGACGGUCAACUUAGAACCGGUUUUGAUAUCGCAGUCGCAGUCCUACUGGGUGCUGAAUCUUUCACGCUGGCAACUGUGCCAUUGAUAGCCAUGGGAUGUAUCAUGCUGAGAAAAUGUCACCUGAACGCAUGCGCUGUUGGUAUUGCUACGCAAGACCCUCUUCUGAGAGAGAAGUUCAAAGGUCAGCCCGAGCACGUUAUCAACUUCUUCUACUAUUUGAUCCAAGAUUUGCGUAAAAUCAUGGCCAAGCUUGGUUUCCGUACCAUUGAUGAGAUGGUAGGACACUCCGAGAAACUAAGAAAAAGAGAAAACGUGAACACCAAGGCUAUCAACAUCGAUCUGUCUCCAAUCUUGACACCUGCUCACGUCAUUCGUCCUGGCGUCGCUACCAAGUUCACCAAGAAGCAAGACCACAGACUUCACACGCGUCUAGACAACAAGCUGAUUGAUGAAGCUGAAAUUACUUUAGACCGUGGUCUACCCGUCAACAUUGACGCAACUAUUAUCAACACCGACCGUGCUUUGGGCUCAACUUUAUCCUACAGAAUUUCGAAAAAGUUCGGUGAGGAAGGUUUGCCACAAGACACUGUUGUGGUUAAUAUCGAGGGGUCUGCAGGCCAGUCAUUUGGUGCAUUUUUGGCUUCUGGUAUCACUUUUAUUCUGGAUGGUGAUGCUAACGAUUACGUCGGGAAGGGUCUAUCAGGAGGUAGGUUGAUUAUCAGACCUCCACCCGACUCAAGAUUCAAGAGCGACGAAAACGUUAUUCUUGGUAACACAUGUUUCUACGGUGCAACGUCCGGUACCGCAUUCAUUUCUGGUGUCGCGGGUGAACGUUUCUGUGUUCGUAACUCGGGUGCAACCAUUGUGGUGGAGAAAAUCAAGGGUAACAACGCCUUCGAAUACAUGACCGGUGGUCGUGCCGUUGUCCUUUCUCAAAUGGAGUCCCUGAAUGCUUUUUCAGGUGCCACGGGUGGUAUUGCCUACUGUUUGACCUCUGACUACGACGACUUUGUGGGGAAGAUCAAUACCGAGAGCGUUGAGCUUCAAGGUUUGAUUGACCCAGUUGAAAUUGCCUUCGUGAAGAACUUGAUUCAAGAGCACUACAACUACACAAAAUCCGAGCUUGCUGCAAGGAUCUUGGGCAACUUUAACCACUACUUGAAGAACUUCGUUAAAGUCAUUCCAACUGACUACAAGAAAGUUUUGGAAAAGGAUGCCGAGGAGAAGGCCAAGUUGAAGCAGAAAAACACUGCCAAUUUCUUGAAGAAGUUUAACUCAGGGACUGACCUCAAAUCAGAUGUCACAAAUGGUGAGGUCGAUGCAAUCAGAGAAGCUAAGAAGAAGGCUGUCAGGAACAUCAGUCAUAAGGCUACUUUGGCUGAGCCUAAGGUUCAAGACCUGGAGGAUGCGGUGAAUGAUAUUGAGCAGUUGGAGAAGAAUGGCGAAAAAAUCCAAAAGACUCGUGGUUUCAUGCUGUACAAGCUGCGCCACGAGAAAUAUCGCCAUGCUUCUGCUAGAACCAAAGACUGGAAAGAGCUUUCCGCAUGUGUAACCAAGAAAGACGCCAAGUACCAAACUGCGAGAUGUAUGGACUGUGGUGUUCCCUUCUGUACUUCCGAUACAGGUUGCCCAAUCUCCAACGUGAUUCCAAAGUUCAAUGAGUUGGUCUUCAAAAACCAAUGGAAGUUGGCCUUGGAUAAACUUUUGGAAACCAACAACUUCCCAGAGUUUACCGGAAGAGUUUGCCCAGCGCCUUGCCAGGGUUCCUGUACUCUUGGUAUUAUUGACGACCCUGUUGGUAUCAAGUCCAUUGAGAGACUGAUUAUCGAUAACGGUUUCAAGGAGGGGUGGAUCCAGCCUUGCCCACCAGAGGUUCGUACCGGACGCAACAUUGCGAUUAUCGGUUCGGGCCCUGCUGGUUUGGCGUGUGCUGACCAGUUAAACAGAGCCGGUCACUCGGUCACUGUUUAUGAAAGAGCUGACCGUUGCGGUGGUCUCUUGAUGUACGGUAUCCCCAACAUGAAGCUGGACAAGAAGAUUGUUCAACGUCGUGUUGACCUGAUGGCAGCUGAAGGUGUUGAGUUUGUCACUAGCGUUGAGAUUGGCAAAGACAUCACAGUUGAACAGCUGAAGGCGCAGAACGACGCAGUUGUCUACGCAAUCGGUUCUACUAUCCCUAGAGACCUGAGAAUCCCAGGCCGUGACCUCAAGAACAUUGACUUCGCUAUGUCGUUGCUUACCGCCAAUACCAAGGCUUUGUUGAGCAAAGACCUAGAGACGAUUCGUCAGCAAAUCAGCGGCAAGAAGGUGAUUGUCAUUGGUGGAGGUGACACUGGUAACGACUGUUUGGGUACUUCCGUGAGACACGGUGCUGCUUCAGUUAUCAACUUUGAAUUGCUGCCACAGCCACCCAACGAACGUGCUAGCGACAACCCUUGGCCACAAUGGCCCCGUGUGAUGAGAGUUGACUACGGCCAUGCCGAGGUCAAGGCUCACUACGGAAGAGACCCACGUGAGUACUGUAUCUUGUCGAAGGAGUUUAUCGGCAACGAAGAGGGCGAAGUGAAAGCCAUCAGAACCGUGCGUGUGGAGUGGAAGAGAUCUGAAUCGGGUGUGUGGCAGAUGGUGGAAGUACCAGGCAGCGAAGAGAUCUACGAGGCCGAUGUUGUCUUGCUGUCAAUGGGUUUUGUCGGACCUGAGCUGUUCGAAGACCCUAGCGUGGUGAAGACCAAGAGAGGCACCAUCAACACCGUGUCGGACGCCUCCUACUCGGUGGACGACGGCAAGGUGUUUGCUGCCGGUGACUGCAGACGCGGACAGUCGCUGAUUGUGUGGGCCAUCCAGGAGGGCAGAAAGUGCGCCACUUCUGUCGACAGUUUCCUGAUGGGAUCCACGAGUUUGCCAGGCAACGGCGGUAUCGUCAAGCGUGACUACCGUCUUCUGGAGGAGCUUGCAUCCACAGUCGAAGCCUGA